AUGAUGGAUGCGCAGCACCAGAGCCACGAUCAAUUCUUUGAGAAACUUGAUCAGCUGUUUGGUGCCCGCAAAGGCAGCGAUCACGGGGCUAUUUAUUUGACACAAAAGAGACUCACAUACAACAGCGGAAGUACGCCUAUGGCGGCGGCUGGAGACUUUGAAGACCGUCAUCCGUCGAAGCCUAUGCCAGUCAUUGUCAGAGCGACUAACGGCAAAUCCAAGAAAGCCAAGUCCAGCAAAAUCAAGCUAUCAACAGUUGUUCAGCCACAUGACCUAGAAUCUUUCUAUGUCCGCUAUGCAGAGGUCUGCAAGGCAGGCAUGGCGGCGCUGAAACCCCGAGACCGCAGCAAGAACAAGGCGAAGGCAAAGGCGAAAAAAAAGAAGACGGCAGCAUAG
Molecule: messenger RNA, 396 nt
Organism: Akanthomyces muscarius
Lineage: Eukaryota; Fungi; Ascomycota; Sordariomycetes; Hypocreales; Cordycipitaceae
Exons: 3
Coding region: 1-396 (131 amino acids)
Biological process (GO): SRP-dependent cotranslational protein targeting to membrane
Cellular component (GO): signal recognition particle, endoplasmic reticulum targeting
Molecular function (GO): 7S RNA binding; endoplasmic reticulum signal sequence receptor activity
Source: RefSeq, a predicted model, not a curated record